Ictalurus punctatus (channel catfish) is the source of this 6768-nucleotide messenger RNA. It is a transcript of the gene zdhhc7, whose product is annotated as zinc finger DHHC-type palmitoyltransferase 7. The record is from RefSeq and is a predicted model, not a curated record. Gene Ontology annotation, molecular function: protein-cysteine S-palmitoyltransferase activity. Bases 227 to 1129 code for a protein of 300 amino acids. Gene Ontology annotation, biological process: protein targeting to membrane; peptidyl-L-cysteine S-palmitoylation. NCBI's taxonomy places the organism in Eukaryota, Metazoa, Chordata, Actinopteri, Siluriformes, Ictaluridae. Gene Ontology annotation, cellular component: Golgi apparatus; endoplasmic reticulum. The transcript is spliced from 8 exons.
GCUUCUUGUUUCUACUCGUUUUUCAAAAUAUCCGCUUAGAAUAGGAGGGACUUUUUUUUUCCCUGGCUGGGUUUAAUAAUGAAAUCGGGUGUGUACACUCCACUUACGCAGAUUUGGGAAAACAGCCGUUGGGGGAAUUAUUUCGGUUAACCCUUUGGCUGUGGCCUUGUAUCUUCUCUCCAGCUCAUCAUGUCAGUGUGAGGUCCUCUCUCUGAGGUAGAGCAGAAUGCAGACUUCAGGGCACCGGCUGCGCGAUGUGGAGCAGCACCAUCCCUUGCUGUCCAGCGGGGAGGAGGAGGUGACCGUGGGCCGGGUCUGGUUCAUCCAGGAUGGCUGCGGCAUGGUGUGCGCCUCCAUGACCUGGUUUCUAGUCAUGUAUGCGGAAUUCGUGGUGAACUUCGUCAUGCUUCUGCCCUCCAAAAGCUUCUGGUACUCGCUCAUCAACGGCGUGGCGUUCAACUUCUUGGCCGUGCUGGCACUAGCUUCGCACCUGCGCACCAUGCUGACUGAUCCGGGAGCUGUUCCGAAAGGAAAUGCUACUAAGGAAUACAUGGACAGUCUACAGCUGAAACCAGGGGAAGUCAUUUACAAGUGCCCUAAAUGCUGCAGCAUCAAACCAGAGAGAGCUCAUCACUGCAGCAUCUGCAAGAGAUGCAUCAGGAAAAUGGAUCAUCAUUGUCCCUGGGUGAACAACUGCGUUGGAGAAAACAACCAGCGAUACUUUGUGCUGUUCACUAUGUACAUCGCUUCCAUCUCUCUGCACGCCCUCUGCCUCAGUGGUUUCCACUUCUUCACCUGUGUCAAGGUCCAGUGGAACGAGUGUAGUGACUUCUCCCCUCCAGUAGCUGUCAUGCUCCUUAUUUUCCUGUGUCUGGAGGCUCUCCUCUUCCUCACCUUCACCGCUGUCAUGUUCGGCACCCAGAUCCACUCCAUCUGCAACGACGAGACGGAAAUCGAGAGGCUGAAGAACGAGAAGCCGACGUGGGAGCGGCGAGUGCGCUGGGACGGGAUGAAGGCCGUGUUCGGAAGCCCGCCGUCUCUUCUGUGGUUCAACCCUUUCGCCGGACUGAGACUGCGACGCCUCCUGAUGGUCCGCGCUCGGAAGGGCGGCUCCGAGUUCGCCGUCUGAGCCGUGCAAGCUCGCGUUUCUCCGCACGUCAGCGUGCCUGUUAAGACCCCACGCGUAAAGGACACACGGCACGAUGGCGCAGGUACGGGGACUCGGGGAAGAGAAUGUCUAAUAAACCUGAGGCCUAGUGGAGGAAAAGGGCCUAAAUAUGACAAACUACCUGUUAAAACCACUGGACCUCAAGCGAAGGAUCAUUUUUACGUUGGCUUCUCUUGGCUGGGUCUGACCCCGUGAAUAGGAUUUAUUUUAUUUUAUUUUUUUGCUGCGAUGUUUUUGUUUUUAAAAGAAUUCUUUUUCUGUAUUUUGUUGAAAACAAACAAACAAAAAAAUCUCAAAUUUCAUUUGAACAGCAUUAAUGUCUUAAUGAAUCUCAAUCGAUCGAAUCGAUACGUCUCGUUUAAUUUGCCAAGAACGUUCUGGAACCUGCAUAUGCAUUAAGAUUUACUCUGUAAUAAAAUUGCUAAAAAAUGUUAAUUAUUCCUAGAUUUAGAAUCACGAAACAUAAACGACAGCUUAUUUAACUUCCUAAUAUAGUAGAGACCAUGUUAAACCUCAUUUUACAACAUUUUGUCUUUUUGUUGUUUUUCUCCGUUCAUGUAAAUGGCACUGAAUAUUUAGACAAGCUAUCGACACUGUUUACCUUCCGUGACGCUACGUCCAAGAUCAACGCUGCGGUUGCUUGGCAUGAAUGUAGACAGACUGCAUUAGAGGACAUGCUGUAGAGAUAACGCAUAAGUUUUUGCACACACUUGUUAUAGCGGAGAAAGAGAACGUCAGACGAGAACCUCGUGGCGUGGCGUGGCGUGACGUGACGUGAUCGGACGCUCUCGACGUUUUACUGAACUCGCCAAGCAGCUGAUGAACCGUGCUGGAUGUAGUCUCGUGUGUCUAACGGACGGAUUAAGGAAAUCACGUGAUGUUAGCAAUACUGUGGCUGCGUCUUCACGAGAGCUUUUACCUCAACAGAUAAGACUUUAUCAUGACGGUUCUUGAAUGAAUUAUCGCAGAUGGUUUAUACAGCAGACGCAGAGUAUUUCGAACGGUGUUGGAUUCGACGUGCGCCGUAAAGAACCGACUGAAACUCUGUCCAUGAAGUAGUGUAUUGUAAAUAAAUAAAGUUCAAGGGAAGGGGUUAAUUAAUUAUAAAGCUUUCUCUUACAAUCGUCAUGAUAUAUGCAGUAUAAAGAGCAUCUAAAUGUGACCACAUGACCAACCGGUCGUUCUCCCAAUAGGACCUCGGGUUCUUCGGUGCCAUGACAGUGACAGUAUUGGUUAUUCAUUCUGCACAUGACACUCUUGAAAUGUGGAGUCCCUCUCUCUCCCCCUCUCAGCUCUGAUUCUGCUUCGUAACCCGUUCCCUCCCAAGUCAUUUUAACCCACCGUGCUGCGUUCACAAGAACCUGAUAUUUAUUUCAUCCAAAAUCAUAUCUCUCACGUGUUGUAGCCGUGCAAUUAUUUAUACGUUUUUCACACUCGGACUCCUCCCGAUGCAACUGCAUUGAUCUGCAAAGAAAUCGAAUCGGAAUGAACGUCAGGUUCAAUGCCAAAAAGCGAACGAAUCACCUACACGAGUGACUCGGGCAGCGUUCACAAGCUCUGUGAUAUUCGCAAAGGAAGAAAAAAAAACACAAGCAUCUUAAUAAUAUCUUUAACGUGUUAGAAUAUCUCUUAAAGAAGCCUGAAUUGCUGAAUUCAUUUAGAAAUUUUUUGAAUCACCUUUGAAAGUGAAUGAAUCGAUUCACGAAUCGAUUCACGAAUCGAUUCAGUCAGAUAGUAUCGGUACAUGCUUAUGCAUCAAAAUUACACUCCGCUUUCCAGAGGGGAAAGACAAAAAAAACCAAAAAAGUUUAAUAUGUUGAAAUGCUGGUAGACUGUACAGGCUGCGUAAUUAUCGGCACCCUUGAUAAAGGAUGGGUAAAAACAAAAGCAUUACGGGGGAGUGAAAAUGACAUCGUGGUUAAUUCGCAUAAUCUCAGACAGAGAAUACGAGAGAUUUUUCAGCCUUUAAUUGAAGUACAGUUAUUUGACUUGCUUGGGGGUGUAGCCUUAAAGUCCAGACUCUCAUCCCUCACGCUCGUAACUAUACACCUUCAGUUAGUUUCACCGUUAUUACCGAAUCUUUCAUAUUAGUGACUCGCUAAUAACCCAGGAUUUAUGUGUUUAAAACAAUAAACUAGGAAUAAACCGCUUUUUUUAUUUAUUUUACACUUACUCAUCUCACUUAAAGUAAAAUAAAACACUGUAAAGGAACACUGUUAUAGGAUCAUAAUCAAUACUUGCGUGUGUAAGAUUAACUAAUUCUCGCAUUCCACAUUGCUUUAUUCUUCUUGUACCACGGCAACCUCCCAAAAAUAACACGUUUUUCUUUGUCACUAAGCAACACGUAACUUUUUUUUAUAUGACUCAGUAAUAAACCAGGACUUGUAGAAUACGUUAACGAGGAAUAUUUCUAGGAGCGGGAUUGGGAAACGUCGCGCAGAGCCGAUUAGUGUUGUUGCUUUUCUGUAUUAUUGUCCCUAUUUUCAAUCUCAUCCCGUCUAACCCGGCGUCUCGCUCAUGGAUAGUCUUUAUGUCUGUAUUUAAAAAAUUUUUAAAAAGGGUGGGUGGUGGCGGGGGGGUGUUGGGGUCAUUACAUUCGACUCCGUUGAACCUGAACACAUCUUACAGUAGUUGAAAAAGAAAGCGCUUUGUGGAAUCCCGUUUUUAUCAGCUGUAUGUUUUAGACGCCGUUUUAAAAUGAUUGUUUGCUGGAAUACAAGAUGUGUAACAUGCUGUCUGGGUGGAAACAAAAAAACGAGUCCAUUUCCUGUUUGCAAUCCUUGAUUAAGUCAAAAAAAAAAAUGUUAAAGGACUUUCAAUAGCAUGUAUGUCUUUUAAGAAUGUAUAUCGUGCUUUUUUUUUUUUUUUUUUCUUUUUUAAAUUGUUUUAUUUUCAGGAAUAAGAACGGACUAUCACGUUAACACUAAUAUAAUACCUGCUUUGCGAAAGAAUCUUGCCGAUUUCCAGAAACAUCUGGCACAGAUGUUCGCUAGCCGAGCUCUGAGAAAGGCGCGCCGCAGGUGUGUUAUCCUUCAGUAUACAAAUGGGGUAUACAAGGGGUUGAUUAUAGAUUUAAAAGGAAUAUUAAAGCUUUAGCAGUUUAUCUGUUAGACAUCUGAUGAUGAAUUUGGAAACCCCAUGAUGAGUGUAAUCACCAUUUUGUCCAAUGAUGAUGAUGAUGAUGAUGUUGAUGUAGUCAAAGACAAUGAUUUAGACUUCUUGGAAACUGGAAAGCAAACACAGGCUACAUAAUAAUAUACAGUGUAAAUGAUUGAGUUCUUUUUCAAUUGUCAUUAAAUAAUUGUUCUUUCAUAUGUGAAUCUCUUUUGCAUAAUAAAGUUGUUAGGUUCAGCACUAUUACACGUCCCCCCCCCCCCCCCCCCCCCUUAUUUUUCAAUCCCGAACCCAACUCUGUCAGUAUCAAGCUAACCUCAUUGCGUACGAGAUCAUGAGGGUGUUAUUUAAUACGUCGAGGUUCCUGAAGACGCACGAACGAACGGUGAGUAAUUCCGAUGUCGGAAUUAAGGGCUCGGGAUGGUUUUAAGCGUUCUUCCGUUUCACCGAUCUAAAUUUUUUAAUUUUAUUAUUCAGAAGCUCCCUAACUGCCGACGUCCUGUCUAAGCAAUGAAAUAUGUUUAAACGGUGAGUGAUUUUUUCAGAUUCAUCCAAUCGCAGGUCCGGGAAGACGGACACGUGACCUAAAAACGUGCUAAUUUAUAACGAUAACGAUCGACCGAAGACGUCAGACAUGAGCGUGUCGGUAUAUCUCACCGAAUCAGUCACACUAAUAUUAAAAAUAUGUUGAAUAAUGAAUGUUAUUUUACCCCAAAACAAAUUCGUUCGAGUUUAAAAAGCUGUUGGAAGACAGAAUGCGGAAACAAAAGUCAGAUGUGGAAGUGUUCGUGUGCUGUGGUUUUUUUGUUUUUUUUUAAGUAUUAUUAUUAUUUAUGUAUUAAAUUUCAUUCACGAAUAAAUUGAGUAAUACCACGUCGUAACUCGUCAAUUCAAACUUUAACCCGGGGGAAAAACAAAACAAAAACAAAAACCUCCCUCAAAUGAUCAUUCCUAACUCUGGAACUUGGGCUGUUCUCCUCAGCUCUAAGCUCCUCCCAGUUCAGUAAGUGACAUCAAAUCGACAUUCACAUGCCGAAUCUAUAACACGGACUGUACAGUUCGUCACUGCUAAGAAAAGACGAGCAAGGCGUGUCCGUGUUUUGUUCUCUGUUGUAGGUUUUUCUCUCCAACUUUGUAGUUUUGAAUGCACGGAUGUCGAAAACGACAUCCCCCAGAGCUCUGCCUUUCCACACGUCGAUUCUAACGCAACAUAAUUAUCCCCCCCAGUCUUCAAACUGCUCCUCCUGCUGCAUCACAGGGCAGUGUAACACACUCUGAGGAAGCGCUAUCCACCACAUUCUUCUUCAUGGUUGAGCAAUUUUCUGUUCCUAGUCACCCAGGUGUACUAACGAAUGUUUUUGUUUACUUCAAAUAUAUUUCCCCUAUGAAUUCAUAGGGGUGCCAAUAAUUGUUGCACACCUAAUAUUUAACUAUUUAUUUUUGAUAACAGGUGUUCGCAGCUGUUUAUCCAUGAGAGCAGAGUAUUUUUGUGAAUUUGUUGAUCAAGAGGUUAAACAAAGACAAAUUUUCACAGCCGCCUUUGCUCAUACUUACUGAGGGUGCCAAUAUUAAUGAAGGGCACUGUAUAAUUCCGAUGAUAAGUGUAUGAUGUAGAGAUGAAUUUGUAUGCACUGAAAAUGCGCGAUGUUACCUGGAUCCUGGGAUUACGGCAUAUAAUCAAUGACUUUAUUAAACAAACAACCAAAUUUAUUGUUUAUCAUUAUAGAGAGUAAACAAUCACAUUUACUGAAAUUGUACAUACAGAGAGUGUGUGUUUUGGGGAAUUUAUUAUUAUAAUUUUUUUUUUUUUUUGCCAGAAUUGAGAUCCUGUACAUGAACAGUCCCCUCUGAAAGUAUUGGAACGGCAAGGUCAAUCGAAAAGAUUUUUCACUAUACAUCGAAGGCAUUUGUGUUCGGGACCAACAGACGAACGUGAGCCGAUAGAUUAGAAUUUCGGCUUUGGUUUCCUCAUAUUUACAUCUGGAUGUGUUCGAGUGCGGAACUGUAGACCGUGCAAACCCCUCGUCAGCAGUAAGAAUCGGAAAGCCGUGUUGGAAUUCGCGAAGAAAUACAGAGACGUGCCAUGAAAGUUCUGGAACCAAGAUUAACCUCUAGCAGAUUGACUGAGAGAAAGGAUCUGUUCAUGGUCCAAAACAUACAAGCUCAUCUGUGAAACAUGGUGGAGGAAGCGUCACGGCUUAGGCUUGCGUGGCUGCUUCUGGAACAUUCUCACUAAUCUUUAUUGAUGAUAGAACUCAUGAUGGUAGCAGCAGAGUGAAUUCAGAAGUUGACAGGAACAUUUUGUUUGACAAUUUACAGAGAAAUGCAUCCAAUCUAAUUGGUAGGAACUUCAUCAUGCAGCAAGACAACGAUCCAAAACACACUUCCACCUCAGCAAAUGACUUUAUAAGGGGGGAAAGUGAAAGGUUUAAGACUGGCCAAGUUAAAUCACCAGACAUUCUCCCUGUAAGGAGAAUCCCCCCCCC